Molecule: messenger RNA, 2075 nt
Organism: Cucurbita maxima (winter squash)
Lineage: Eukaryota; Viridiplantae; Streptophyta; Magnoliopsida; Cucurbitales; Cucurbitaceae
Product: D-3-phosphoglycerate dehydrogenase 1, chloroplastic-like
Exons: 5
Coding region: 116-1915 (599 amino acids)
Biological process (GO): L-serine biosynthetic process
Cellular component (GO): chloroplast stroma
Molecular function (GO): NAD binding; phosphoglycerate dehydrogenase activity
Source: RefSeq, a predicted model, not a curated record
GUUUUCAUCAUAGACUAAACCUUUCUCUCACCUUCCCUAUUAAACCCUAGAUCUUCCUCGUCGUCUCUCCUUUUCGCUCCGCCGGUGCUUUACAUUUCUGACUUCCGACGAGUAAAUGGCUGCCUCUGCUUCACCUUCGCUCCGUACGUCGAAGCUUCGGAGCUCGGUACUUUCUUCUCUCUCUUCUAAGCUUCCUCUUUCUUCGGCUUUUUCUGUUAAUUUUCGUCCUCGGAGUGUUGGCGUGCCGCGGUUUGUUGUGUUGGUUUCUGCGUCGUUGAAUGCGAAACCGACGGUUCUUGUUGCGGAGAAGCUUGGUGAAGCGGGUGUUGAUCUCCUUAAGGAGUUUGCUAAUGUGGAUUGCUCCUAUAAUUUGACUCCUGAGGAGCUCUGCACCAAGAUCUCGCUCUGUGAUGCGCUUAUUGUGCGGAGUGGGACUAAGGUCAGCCGUGAAGUGUUUGAAUCCUCUGGAGGGAGAUUGAAGGUUGUUGGGAGGGCUGGUGUUGGCAUUGAUAAUGUGGAUCUGGCGGCCGCCACUGAGCAUGGUUGCUUGGUGGUGAAUGCUCCGACUGCGAACACGGUGGCUGCCGCUGAGCACGGAAUCGCGCUUUUAACUGCAAUGGCCAGAAAUGUUGCCCAAGCCGAUGCGUCUGUCAAAGCCGGGAAGUGGCAACGCAACAAAUAUGUCGGUGUAUCACUUGUGGGGAAAACACUGGCUGUAAUGGGAUUCGGCAAAGUUGGAUCUGAAGUUGCUCGUCGUGCAAAGGGUCUUGGCAUGCAUGUAAUUGCCCAUGACCCAUAUGCCCCAGCUGAUCGUGCUCGUGCGAUAGGCGUAGAACUUGUGAGCUUUGAUGAAGCCAUUGGAACUGCGGAUUUCAUCUCUUUACAUAUGCCUUUAACUCCAUCCACGUCAAAGAUUCUUAACGAUGAAAAUUUUGCGAAAAUGAAGAAAGGAGUUAGGAUUGUGAAUGUUGCUCGUGGAGGAGUAAUUGAUGAAGAAGCUCUUGUGAGGGCGCUGGAUGCUGGAAUUGUUGCUCAGGCUGCACUUGAUGUUUUUACUGUGGAACCGCCUCCUAAGGAUAGCAAGUUGAUUCAGCAUGAGAAUGUCACUGUAACUCCUCAUCUCGGUGCCAGCACAAUGGAGGCUCAGGAAGGAGUUGCUGUUGAAAUAGCUGAAGCUGUUGUUGGAGCCCUCAAAGGGGAGCUUGCAGCUACUGCCGUCAAUGCUCCGAUGGUUCCUGCAGAGGUGUUAACCGAGCUGAAACCAUUUGUUGAACUCGCUGAGAAAUUGGGAAGACUAGCUGUCCAAUUGGUAGCUGGAGGUAGUGGUGUGAAAACUGUGAAAGUGACAUAUGCAUCCUCUAGAGCUCCUGAUGAUCUUGACACCAGACUUCUUCGUGCCAUGAUAACCAAGGGUCUAAUUGAGCCGAUUUCGAGUGUUUUUGUGAACUUGGUGAAUGCUGACUUUACUGCCAAACAGAGAGGACUAAGGAUAAGUGAGGAGAGAGUCGUUCUGGAUGGAUCACCUGAGAAACCAUUAGAAUACAUUCAGGUCCAGAUUGCCAACGUGGAAUCCAGAUUUGCCAGUGCAAUAUCAGACACCGGGGAAAUUAAGGUGGAAGGACUUGUGAAAGAUGGAAUCCCUCACCUGACGAAGGUCGGUUCUUUUGAAGUCGACGUUAGUCUGGAAGGUAGCAUCAUACUGUGCAGGCAGGUUGACCAGCCAGGUAUGAUUGGAAGAGUUGGAAGCGUUCUGGGAGAAGAAAAUGUUAAUGUGAGCUUCAUGAGUGUCGGGAGGAUUGCUCCUCGAAAGCAGGCAGUCAUGGCGAUCGGUGUCGAUGAACAGCCCAGCAAACAAGCUUUGAAGAGGAUUGGUGACAUUCCAGCAAUUGAAGAGUUUGUUUUCCUCAAGUUGUAGGAUGGUGGUGGUCAUGAACUUGAAGGCCCCCACCCCUACCUGGGUAUUUGGAUACAUUACAUUCCUACAUGUUUGGCCCCAAUUUUGACAGUUUUCGUUUAAAUAAGCUGGUUGGUUUGUUUUCUUUACUAAGUUGUUUGAAGAACGAGUCUUUAUUCAC